AUGUCAGGAGACUGGCGAGAGGAUCCCAACGUGGUUUGGAACAGGGUGAAAUGUAGGAGGUUUAAGAGGCACAAUACAGAGAAGACGGCGACCGUUAAGCAGAACACCCGCACACCCCGACCACUGAACCCCGGAGGCGCAGCGACACACCGCGGGCUCAACCGUGCGCUUCUCCAGGAGGCGGCCUGGAGGGAUCGCUGCAGCCGACUCAGGGCGGCAGGUCGGGGUGUGCCUGUCUUACCCGCCCGGGUACCAUCCAAGUACUUCACAGAUAAUCCAGGUUCUUGGGUUCUGUCUGCACCCACCAGUCCUCCUCCUGCUGCCAGGCAAGCCGCAGGCACGGGCAGGCACGGGGCGGAGCGGUUUAGAGUGAAAAGCUCUGAGGCUGACGGGGCGUUAUCCACAGGUCGGAAGGGAGGCACCUCUCACGGGGGCCCUGCCACAGGGCCCCACGGGCAGCGGAGGCCACCCUGGGCCUCACUCCCGCAACGUUCCAGCCUCGUCUGUGUGACCCGACACCGCGGCGCUCCUGGGGGUUGCGCUCGCCCACCGCGGGGCUGCACCCCAGCCAGCUGGAGCGCCUCGGCCUCCAGGUGGAAGAAAGAGCCUGCCAACAGCCACAGAGGUACCCAUGGCUUUUUCGAUGGCUUAUAUCUCGGGGCUCCUUCCCGUCCAGAACAAAGGGGCCUGGAGCAGCACCCCACCGCCAAGAGAGCCGGGAGUCAGAGCAGGGCAGCCAGGGAGGAAGGAGGCUGCUCUUUACGGGGAAGUGACGUCAGCCGGGCUCAUCAGCUCCCAAGGAACCGGCAGCUGGGCACCCCCCGGAACAGCCCUCGGGCUGAGGGCCCUCGCGAGGGCAGGAAAUAUCUCGAAAGGACUGCUCAUAAGGACCGCACCUGGGCUGGCGGCCAGCAGGAGCUGCGGGGCGAGAGGAUAUGGAAAGUUGCUGAAGGGUCCAGGCUCCUGCUCGGGAGGGCGGAGAACGCUAGACGUGAAGUGGUGGUUGAACAACACCGUGAAGGCGAGUAAUGCCUACACCGGGUUAAAAGGGCACAUUUGGUGUGCGUGUGUUUUAGCGCAAUAAGAAGACAUAUACAGCAUUAAAGGCAACUCUCACUUCGUGUGUAUAUACUGGCCACACCCUCAACAUAGGGAAGCUUCCAGGCCGGGGAUGGAGUCCGAGGCGCCGUGCAAACGACGCCACAGCGGCAGCAACGCCAGACCCUUAAGCCACCGCGGUGGGCAAGGGAUCAAACCUGCGCCGCCACAGAGACAUCCUAGGACCCGUAACCCGUUGUCCUGGAGCCGGGACCCGUGACGUUUUAAAAACUGAGAUGCAAUUCACACACCGUGAAAUGACGCUUCGAAGUGUCGAAACGGCAGGUUUCAGUACCUUCCGCAGCGGCACCACUGUCCUGCUCGGACUCCAGAACAUUCAACCUCACCAGAAACCCACCCGCGCUGGCGGCUCUUUCCCCACCCCCCCGCCCACCCCGCAGCCCCAGGCAAAUGCUGCAUCCGCUGGUUUCCAGGGGCGCUGCUUCCGGCCGUGUCUCAUAAGUGGAAUCUGCAACAUGCGGCCUUUGGUGUCUGGUUUCUCCCAUUUAAACAUGAGGUUUUCAAAGGUCACCCGUGCUGUAGCGUCAAUGGGACUUCAAACUGUUUGCCACGGCGGCCGAACCCACGUGCAUUCCUGCCAGCAAAGUAUGAGGAUUCCGAGGUCUCCAGAUCCUUUUGCCCAAACCUGUUUUCCAUUAAAAAAUACAGCCGUC
Sus scrofa (pig) is the source of this 1772-nucleotide messenger RNA. NCBI's taxonomy places the organism in Eukaryota, Metazoa, Chordata, Mammalia, Artiodactyla, Suidae. The record is from RefSeq and is a predicted model, not a curated record.